GGCCCGGGGGAGACACGAGGGUGAGAGAGGGGUGCAUGUCAGUGUGCUUCAAAGAGCUGUGAGAUCGAGUGACAUCAUUUACACCGAGCCGCUGGCACAAAGCAGGUGUUUUUGAGGCAAAGGUCAAUGGGAGACUCUUCCUUUGCCACCCCCCACCUCCUCCCUGGAAACGGGGCUCUCUGGGCCUGCGGAGCCCAGCGUUGCAGGGACAGAAAGCAAGACUCCCAAGAGGGCCACCAGGAGGAGGGCACAUGGCGCCACUCCUCGUCCCUCCUGGGUCCGUGUCAGUGACCUGCGGGGGCCAGAACACCACCUGAUGGCUGCUGGGUUAGGUUGCAUCCUGCGUCCUGGAGGACGGUGCCCCAUCCAAGCAGGACAUCAGCUCCAAGCUGACGCUUUGUUCCACCAGGCUGGCAGCUUCCGGGGGGCGAAGUGGUCCCAGAGGACCAGCGGAUCCCCUGGCCGGAUGCUCCUCCCACGCCUGCCUUCUUGUGAAGAGAGCCCCUUGGUCCAGCAUGACGUUGUGCAGUACUCGACACCUGACGACCCCUGGACAGUGGCGCUGGCCGAGGCUCUGUGAGAAGGAAGGGCCCCCCGCACGUCCGGACCACGUGAGGCUUCCGGUCAAGAUGGAUCGCUGGCCUUUAGGAGUAGAAGGGAUCCUUUGCCAUCCCAUUGCCUCCCGAGUUGGCUGAUGGGUCUUCGAGGGGAAACAGUGGGUCUCUGUUCCCGGCAGCUCAGAGAUUCAGAGGCGGCGAUAGCUUGGGAAGCUCGGGUGGGUGGCUUCUCAUGUAGCCUCCACCGGGGCCACGUGGCUACUGCACUCGUGGACAGUUGUACCAGCACUGGGCUGCCGGUCAGAGCCUGGCUGAGGUCACCGGCCGACUCGUUCCGUCUGCCUGGCGGUGCAGUUUCUCUCCUGUGCCGGAUGGUUGCUGCGCAGCACCGGUGGGCGUCACAAAAAUCUUCAUCCCCCGGGUCCACUCCUAGGGGACCACCCACUUGCCUCCUCCCCAGACCCCCCUACUCCCAAUCUUCCGAUCUUCCUCCUUCCCAGCCUCCGAGAAGUCAAGCCACCCUCUCCUGUUCACUGUUAACCUUAAAAAAAAAACAAAACUGCCAGCUGUUUUCCCGGCCAAGGAGGGGUUUAUUCCAGAAGAGUAUUAGAACCACCAUCCAGGACAAGCAAGCUAUGGCAAAACCCUCGGCGAGUCCGAAGGACAGAGAGAGGAGUCGCUGUUAGGAAAGGGGAGUCGGAAAGGCUGCGCGAUAAACAACAAGUCCAUCGGAGUUAACUGGGGGCUCCAGGCGUAGUGGCUUUUCACGGGCUGAGUUGUGACUUUCUCAUUGGCUGGGCUGUUUGCACACCAUAAUUGCAGACGUCAAUUUGCAAAUUGCACGUCAAUUUGCCCACCGUAAAUGCAGACGUGUUCUUGCUGGGGGCCGUUGCUCUUUGCACAUGAAAUGGGUGGCCAGGCACCCUCCCCAGAGUCCUGCUCACUGGGAGCCUUUCUCACCCCUGUCUCUCCAGGACACCUUUGGGCAGGGGUCAACAGCUACCCAGCGUUUACGUGUCCCCAAACACAAAGCCACCCAUUCUGGAACCAGGUUGGGGCGCUUUGCUCCUUUGCCAGAGAGAUCACAAGGGACCUACCCAUGCAGACAAAGUGGGAGCCAAGGGACCGGGUGCGACAGCCGUGGAUGGCAUAGGGGCCUGGGUGAUGUGUUCACGGAGCUUACUGGAACCUUCUGGUUUUAUUCGCACUUGUUCCUCCUCAGGGAGCCACUUGUGAAGGACUGUUGUUGUGCUCACUUGACUUUAUGACCUGGUGGCUCACCCAGAGCCAUCUUAACUGCUUGACCGAGGGAAUCAUCGUAUACAGUUGUCAUCGCAUUUCAGGACCCUUCUUGCUGGGCACCCAGCUUCUCCUUCAGUCCGUAGAGCCUGGGUGUGAGGACUGGCUCAGGUCCAGAAACUGGGCGAAAGGUCUUGGCUUUUGAUGCAGUGGCUGUCCUUGGGGAGGGCCAUAUCCUCGGGUGAGGCAGUUUCAUUCGGCUGAGUUAAGUUUCUGGGGAGGAGGAAAUUCAGCUGUGCCAUCAGCAGGCUACCCCCAACCCUACCCCCAGCCACUGAAAGAAAUGGGUGCCUUGAUCCUGAAGGGGAGAGCUGAUGGCACAAUGCAGCAUCCAUUAUACGUGCAUUGGACCCUUCCCACGUGUCGAAUACUUGCUUGGUGCCUCGCCGUCUCAACACCCAGUUUCCAUCUCCAAUCCAAGAUGGCAGCUCGGUCAGUGGGAGGGAAAGACCCAGCGGAGCUGAGCAGUGGGGAGACAGAGGAACUACAGCAGAUCAAAUGGCACCGGAGGCAGCUUCUGGAAGACAUCCAGAAGCUGAAGGAUGAGAUCGCAGAUGUGUUUGCCCAGAUUGAUUGCUUCGAGAUCGCGGAGGAGAGCCGGAUGGCCCAGAAAGAGAAGGAGCUAUGCAUUGGGCGUAAGAAGUUCAACAUGGACCCCAUGAAGGGUGUCCAGUAUCUCAUUGAGCACAAACUGCUGACCCCCGACGUCCAGGACAUCGCGCAGUUCCUGUACAAAGGCGAGGGCCUCAACAAGACGGCCAUCGGCACGUACUUGGGGGAGAGGGAUUCCUUCAACCUGCAGGUCCUCCAGGCCUUCGUGGACUGCCAUGAGUUUGCCAACCUCAACCUCGUGCAGGCCCUCAGACAGUUCCUGUGGAGCUUCCGGCUGCCCGGCGAGGCCCAGAAGAUCGACCGGAUGAUGGAGACUUUUGCCACCCGCUACUGCCUCUGCAACCCAGGCGUCUUCCAGUCCACAGAUACCUGCUACGUCCUGUCCUUCUCCAUCAUCAUGCUCAACACCAGCCUCCACAACCCCAAUGUCCGGGACAGGCCACCCUUCGAGCGCUUUGUGUCCAUGAACCGUGGCAUCAAUGGCGGCGGUGACCUGCCUGAGGAGCAGCUGCGGAACCUCUUCGACAGCAUCAAGAGCGAGCCCUUCUCCAUCCCCGAGGAUGAUGGCAAUGACCUCACUCAUACCUUCUUCAACCCCGACCGCGAGGGCUGGCUGCUCAAACUGGGGGGCCGCGUGAAGACGUGGAAACGGCGCUGGUUCAUCCUGACGGACAACUGUCUCUACUAUUUCGAGUUCACCACUGACAAGGAGCCUCGGGGAAUCAUCCCCCUUGAGAACCUCUCAGUGCAGGAGGUGGACGAUCCCAAGAAGCCAUUCUGCCUGGAGCUUUACAACCCCAGCUGCCGCGGCCAGAAGAUCAAGGCCUGCAAGACCGAUGGCGAGGGCAAGGUGGUGGAGGGCAAGCACGAGUCUUAUCGAAUCUCCGCCUCCAGCGCCGAGGAGCGCGACCAAUGGAUCAAGGCCAUACGAGCCAGCAUCACCCGUGUCCCCUUCUAUGACCUGGUGUCUGCUCGGAAGAAGAAGAUUGCCAACAGGCACUGAGCUUCCUGGGAGGCGGUACCGGGGGACCCCACGACUUGUGGUACCUAGAGACGUACCUCCCCCCCAGGACACGCUUUCCUGGCCCACGGACAUCCCCCCGGCCCCCAUUACUUUGGGCGAACAGGAGUGGGGGCGGCCGGGCUCGGGGGGGUGCUUGGAAAAGUCCGAGGGCUCAGAGGUGGCACUGAGGUACCCCAGCCCCGGCCACGAAAGGCCCCCGCCCUCCGCCCCAGGUCACUGCAGCAGGGAACGAGGAAAGCAGCCAAAGAGAAAAACCAGCCCCACCACCCGCCACCCUGUCCUCCCCGUGGGCCUCAGUUUCCGCUUCUGUUAAACAUCUCCUGUCCUUGAAAUGCCGUCGGCCCUCGAAGGAGGAGGAGCGGUAUGAUUCCUGAGUGCCCCCUGCCCUUGGCCAUGGCAGCGCCUCUUCCUCCUCAGGGGCUUCUCAGCCAGCCCCCUCCCCUGUCUCCAGCUGUGGCUUGGCCGUCCCUGCCGGAGGGACACACACACACACACCGCUCAGAUCCACAGACAGGAGACGCCAGGAGCAUAGAAACACGUUGCCCCCUUCUGUCUCUGUGCUGACCGCCCCCCCCCCCCAGCAAUGACAACAGCCCCGGGGGGCCGACUGUAGCCGUGCACAAGCUCCCACCUUCCUCCUCACGGACUCCUCGGCAGAAGGGCCAGAUUGUACUGGAUCCGCCUAAGGAGCUUCUGGCCCGAGAUGUCUGCGCCUGCGUGCGGACUGAGCGGGAGGGGCUCGGACCGAAGGCUACCGGGAAGCCGAGAGCCGCGUGCGCUCCGAUCUCGAGGAUGUCCGUUUUGGAGGCGGGGCAGGUGGGACUCCCCAUGAAAGUGGCAGAGAGCAUCCCAGGCGGGUGUAUCCCAGCAGGGCCGGUGGUACAGCCACAAGAAGCCAAGAAGAGAGAGCUUUGUGAACCGUGGUGACCAGGAGGACUGCCUGGAGGAGGAGUCCUCAAACCGGCUCCUUCUCAGAAGCUCUUCUCACCCCCUCGCACGGGCCCCGGGGGAGCCCCCGGAGGGAAGGUCCCUGGCAGGAAAGCAGGAGAUAAGAGGGACUCUCACUGUCCUACCGCGGGCGAGCCCGAGCAAGGUGGAGUCCGCAGGGGAGGGGAGGCAACCUCUCCUGCCCCCCCCCCACACUGACUCGUGCCCACCUUUCAUGGAGUCAGGAUAGACGAGCUGCCUUGUGAGUGGUGAGAUGCUCGUCUCUGGAGGUGUGUAAGUGCCUGCUAACGACAUGCUCCUGAAGUGGGUGUGGAUCGGGCCCCUGCGGGGGCGCGGGGGCGGAUCUUGGAGGACAUUCGAGGACUUCCGCAGACCCCGGGUCAGGCCGGGAGCUGAAUGCCACCUCAGCCGCCCCAUGAGGGGGGCCAGGGGUCCUGGAAGGAGCACUGGGCCCAGGGUCCUGGGCUCCAAGGUCCUCUCCCGCCACCGGCAUUCGCUGGCUGUGUGACCCUGGCCCCCCAGUUCCCUCUCUGGUCCUCAGCCCCCCUCUCUCAUCGUUGAUUUUCCGGGCGUGAGUGGCUGUUCUGGGAAUCACGCAGAAGACAGAAUAAAGCUCACGACGCACUCCGUGA
This is a messenger RNA of Felis catus (domestic cat), 5072 nucleotides long. It is a transcript of the gene CYTH4, whose product is annotated as cytohesin 4. The transcript has 13 exons. The coding region runs from base 2140 to 3471 and encodes 443 amino acids. NCBI's taxonomy places the organism in Eukaryota, Metazoa, Chordata, Mammalia, Carnivora, Felidae. Gene Ontology annotation, molecular function: guanyl-nucleotide exchange factor activity. The record is from RefSeq and is a predicted model, not a curated record. Gene Ontology annotation, biological process: regulation of ARF protein signal transduction.